This is a messenger RNA of Paramecium tetraurelia, 1023 nucleotides long. RefSeq lists its product as uncharacterized. Gene Ontology annotation, biological process: ubiquitin-dependent protein catabolic process. Gene Ontology annotation, molecular function: ubiquitin protein ligase activity. The record is from RefSeq and is a predicted model, not a curated record. NCBI's taxonomy places the organism in Eukaryota, Ciliophora, Oligohymenophorea, Peniculida, Parameciidae. The transcript has 3 exons.
AUGUAAUCUUAUUAGGAGGCUCCUUUCUUUGAAAACAAUACAUCCAAGAAAAAAAUUAGAUAUGAAAAUGCUGACAUAUACGGAAAAUAAUAAUAAAAAAAAUAUCACUAUAUUGUACUAGAUUAAGAAAACUCGACUGAGUUUAGUUAGUACUUAGUGAUAAUGACGAAUCAAACCACUCAAUAUAAAUUGGUUAUAAAGAAUUUGUCUGAAAUGCCUUGUCCUAACAAUUGUAGCAAUAAUGGAAUUUGUAGGAACGGCGUUUGUAUUUGCAAUCCUGGAUAUUUGGAUCAUGAUUGCUCAGAAGAAGGGUUAAGAAUAACUCCAUUUGUACAAUUUCAAUAGUAAAAAAAUAGUGCAACUGUGAAAUACAUUUGCAUAUGUUUUAACUACACUCUUGGUUUCAAUAUGCUUAUUAAAUUUUCUUAAUAAUGGGAGAAUGUUUCUGAUGUGAGAGUGCAAAUCUUGAUAUCCUAGAAAUUCAAUUUACCCUCUGAUUAUAAUAACACUUAUGAUGAAAUUAUAAAUACAACGAAAAUUGGCAAAUAUAAAGUAUUAUCAAAUGUCAAUCCACUUGAUAUUGAAUAAGUUAGUAUUUCAAAUUAAUCUUAUUCUUUGUUAAUAAAAAUAAUAUCUAAGAACUUAGUACAAUGUUGUAUUUCGAUCGAUUUUUAAGGAUUGGAAUAUUAGGAGGAAGAAAAAAUGCUUAAAUUGCUAGUAAUACUUGGCUUAAUUGGUUUUUUUUUAUUAAUUUUUGGGAUUAUUGUAUACUAUUGUUAUAAACCGAAAUCAACAAAAUCAAAUUUAGAAGGGCUAUAUUAACUCGCUAACCAGGAGGAUUUAUAAAAAUUUCCUGAAUGCCCUAUUUGUUUGGAAAACUUUGAAAUAAAUAAAUUAGCACUGUUGGCCCGAUUAGAAUGCUAACAUAUAUUUCACAUUCAAUGUUUGAGUAUGUGGAAAACCCAUUAGAACAAAAAAACACCUUAUUCAAUUUGUCCUUGUUGUAGAAAAGCUAUAGUGUGA